Molecule: messenger RNA, 2581 nt
Organism: Podarcis muralis (Common wall lizard)
Lineage: Eukaryota; Metazoa; Chordata; Lepidosauria; Squamata; Lacertidae
Gene: CBLN1
Product: cerebellin 1 precursor
Biological process (GO): maintenance of synapse structure
Cellular component (GO): glutamatergic synapse; synaptic cleft
Molecular function (GO): protein binding
Source: RefSeq, a predicted model, not a curated record
GUGUGCUUCGGCGACGGCAGCGGCGGCGGCGGGGAGCUUGCCUUGGCCACUGCGAGCGAGGAAGAGAGCGAGCAGGCGGGCGGCGCUGGGGCUGGGCUGCGGCGCGCGCGCCCUUCUUCUCCCCCUCCCCUCCUUGCGCUAUGCAUUCGAGCGCUCCUGAGCCUUGCCAGGGGCUGCCGAUGCCGCAGCUGCCGCCGCCGCCGCCGCCGCUGCUUCUUCCAGCACGUCGAGGGGCUUGCGAGGAAUAGAGACAGGCGGCCGGCUUAGGGGGCAGCCGGGCUCUCGGGAAGGCUCGAGAGAAGCCCGAGGCGGCUGGGGAAAAGAAGAGGAAGGAGGAGGGAGGAUCAGGCUAAGGAGCCGCCGGUCCGUCCGCCCCUUCGGGGAAACUGGAUCUGCUGGCCGCCUAGCAGCGUUGUCCCUGCUGGGGGAUCGGAGGAGGCGGGCGAGACGAAGCGGCAGGCGGACCCGCCUGGGACGCGGCGGCGCGAUGCUGGCGCUGGAGCUGCUGGGCUUGGCUUGGCUGGCCGGGGUGGCGAUGGGGCAGAACGAGACGGAGCCCAUCAUCCUGGAGGGCAAGUGCCUGGUGGUGUGCGACUCCAACCCGGCCUCGGACCCGACGGGCACGGCGCUGGGCAUCUCGGUGCGCUCGGGCAGCGCCAAGGUGGCCUUUUCGGCCAUCCGCAGCACCAACCACGAGCCGUCGGAGAUGAGCAACAGGACCAUGAUCAUUUACUUCGACCAGGUACUAGUGAAUAUCGGACUGAACUUUGACUCUGAGCGGAGCACUUUCAUCGCUCCCCGAAAGGGGAUCUACGGCUUUAAUUUUCACGUAGUCAAAGUGUACAACAGGCAAACCAUCCAGGUGAGCCUGAUGCUGAAUGGGUGGCCAGUGAUUUCCGCCUUUGCCGGGGACCAGGAUGUCACCCGCGAAGCCGCCAGCAACGGGGUCCUGAUCCAGAUGGAGAAAGGAGACAGAGCUUAUUUGAAACUGGAGAGAGGAAACUUAAUGGGGGGUUGGAAAUAUUCAACCUUCUCUGGAUUUCUAGUAUUCCCUCUUUAAACAACUUGCCGACUGGCUGAGGAAGGGAGGAAGGAGCAAGUCUUUCAGCACUGCUUACCAAUCCCUGAAUUUGUAGCUGGAUAGAAGGAAUCUCGGACAGCAAAAAGCUUCUGGAUACUAUCGACAUAACUGCAGAAGUUAAACCCUUAACUUAGGUUUGUGUGCAUUGCUCUGAAGAUCUCUGUAAUGGCGCAGCCGGACAACAGAAGACGCUUGAAUUCAUCCUCCGUCAAUAAUUAUUUCUCUUUUCUCUCUCCCAUUUUGCAAACCAAAUUAUGUUACAUCUCAAUUUAACUGAUAUUAUUAGCUACCAUUGUACCCCACCCACUGCCCCCGCAAGCUCCUACAUGGUACCUACUUCACACAUCCUUUUUACAGCCAAUUUGGGUUUGUUUUUAACAUUAUAUAUCUCUAUUUUUUACUCUUUCCCUGAGUUUAAAAAAAAGUAUUUUUGAAUACAUGGGUGCCAUGGUUGAGAGGUGCAAUGCAAACCCUGCUGUGAUGCUACUAGUAAGGAAAUCUGGGGAGGGUAGGACUAUCAACACAAACUUAUUCUAGCCAAAUCCUGAUUUUCACUAUUUCUAUGUAAUUCUGAGUGAUUGUGGAAUUUUCAGGCUGCUCGAUGUUUUGAUGCUUGUUUUUCGCUCUUGUAAAUUUGUGGCCCAACUACAUGCCGGAAAGUAUAUUGAACUUUUACUAAUUAAUCUGUAAGAUAAAAACCAGAAAAGAAGUGUGAAUAUUGACAUAAUUUAAUUUAGGCUUUAGGUUUUGUUUUUUUAAAAGGUUUAAAUGGGGUUUUUAAUUUAAUUUAAUUUUCCUUAGAUGAGAAACAGAGCAACUUGGUGUAGUUAACACAAUCUUAACCAGAUGUAGGAGGAAGAGAGAUAUACCAACAAAAAAAUGAAAGGGGGAGGGGGCAGAAAUAUGCAAUCGCACCCAUUUGUUGCCAUUUCCACUUGUCUGUUCUGAUUCUGAAUAUGAAACAGGAGAAAACAAAAGCACAGUCUUCAGAAACAAAGAGUGCAAAUAGCCCCUUUUAGCAGUGUUUGAGUCCUUGUUCUUCCUCAUAGUUUCAUGUGCCGUUUUUAAAAGUUGGGACUCAUGUGUCAAUUUCAGUAACUACUCUCUCAGUUUAACAAUACUGCUCUAUUGGCACAAGUUCCUCAAGGUAGGAGGAAGAGGAGGAGAGCCCCCACCCUGAACAGUCGCCAAGAAAAUGCCCACAAAAUUCUCCCCUCUGUUCUCUUUACCAUUGUUAUGUAUUACAUUCUCUCAAUCAAAUUACGUUUUAUAAAGCUGUCUUGCUUUCAAAGGAAGAGAGGAAAGAAACCCCCUUACAAGGUAUACCUAAAAUGCUAGUAUUAUUAUUUGCUAGUAAUAUUUUGUUUACAGUCUUUCAGAAAUGUAAAUGCUAUAAUUUUGCAGCACUCUAAAGAGAACUACUACUUUUAUUAUCAAGGUAAAGUAAAAUACUUUUGAUUGUAAUCAAAACAUAAUGUGAAAUAAAACCAGUGGAAUAAA